CAGCGAAACCGGGCAUUAUGAGCUAAUUUCAAACGAUAUCUAUAAUAAAGAAUUCGCAAAAUUAUAUAUAUUGGUGCAGAACGUUAAAAGCCUUCAUAUUAAUUAUCCUUUCACACCACUCCUUUUGUAUCUAUACGGCUGGCAACACCACAACGUCUGCCACAACGGCACGGAGUUGAAAGGCGACUACGAAGACGUUCCUGUGAAAAGUUGCGAUUUUUUGUGAACAAAUAAAUUAUUUUUAAGUAAAAAAUGCAUUGAACUGUAGUUAAGUGUGCCCUUUUAACUUAAUGUUAAAAACUUUGUGUGAAAAUGCAACGCAAAAGCAAUAAAGUGUUUCAGUGAAAAGUGCCCACCUCAGUUCCUUGUCCCGUGGCUGUAUCAUGCAGUUUCUCGAGUGCGAAAAAUUUAGAGAAAGCCAUUAAAUAAAUUUAUUUGCAAGAAACAGUGUAAGCGCUUUUCAGCGUCAAAAACGCCAAGUUCAUAUUGCAAAACAGGUUAAAUUUGCCGCACAUGAUUUUUAUUGUUCAGCAAAGAGAAAUUCUUGAGCAUCGGAAAAAACUGCAGAAAAAUACACUAUUUGCGCCCAUUUGCUUUGGUUUUUCUUCUCUAUCAUAGAAAUAAAUGCAUAAAAGAGACGGGGAAAGUGUAUUAUGCGCACUAGCCAUCGCCGUCGUUGCCUUCAUUUAUCGCCGUCGAUAUGUGCUGAGAAAUGAUGAAUACCGAUGUGAAGUGUAAAUGCACAAAAAACUACAAGACAAAUAAAUUUGUUUUCAUUGUGAACUUUACAAGUUUUUAUUGUGUGGACAAUUCACCAUGCGCUCUAAAUGGACUGCCAAAAUUUUCUACAUUGGACUUUUUCACCACUCAAAUUCCUUUUGUUCGGCUACAACAACAACAACAAUAACGUAGAAUACGAAGUCUGCUUACCGCGUUUGUGUAAAUUUCAUGCGACUGCAUGCAGAAGAUUUGUGAAAAGUAUUGGAUUUUCUAAAAAUAGGUAUAAACAAGUGAAUUUGAAAGCAAGCUUUGCUGUGUUUACCAUGAGCGCGAAGCAUGAAUAAAAAGCAAUAUAUGAAAAAGGAAGAAGACACUAGACUCUGCAGCGGAUUCGGUGUCUCUGGUGUCACGUCUACCGUAACGUCUUCCGUAUUCAGGAGAAUUGUGAGUGGGUUCUCGAGGUGCUUUUACGGUUCCUCAGCGUAGUGCUUUCACCAAGACUGAACUCGCUACCCAAGGGUACAUAUGUAUGUGCAAGUGUCUGCUCCAUCCCCGCAAAUAUACCUUUCCGAUUGUACUAGUAACAUUGCAUUGGCCUUAAAAAUAAUGAAGAUGUUACGUACAAUUAGUGCAUUUAAAGUGAUCGGGAAGAAAUGUGAGUGAUGAUUUUGAUUUUGACUCCCUAACAACGAAAGCUACACCCUUCAUUUAUUGCAAAUGAAGGAAAGCACAACGCUCCUUUCUAUUAAAAGUGUAGAAACUGGGCGAAGUUCGUAGUCAACUCUUUUCCACUGAAACAUUAAAAAAAAUUGCCAAUGAGUCGCCGACAGUCACUGGAUCGACCAGGAAUAUUGUCUCCUCCGGGUCCGUUUCUAACGCCCAGUCCGUCGCCAUCAAUAUCAGCUAGUCCGCGUUUGCAACCGUCACCUUCAUUGUCACCAUUUCCGCAGGAUGUUCUACUCGUAGCGGGUAAUACAAUCACAAACGCCACACACGAUCAGGAACGUAAAGCUACCACACCGGGACGAAGACAAUCGUUACAUCAAUUCACUAAUGGCAGUCCCAACGCCGGUACUGUUGUAUUCCAGCCAAGUCCAUCGCAGUCACCAGCGGCAGCGACCAGUGUUAUCGGUGUGACAGCCGGUGUUGGCGGUGCGGCGAUAGCAACAACAACACCUACAGCCGGCAAUGAAUUCAACACAACACUUGUUGGAUCUAAUAAUAUACAAUUAAAUAAGAAGGGCAAUAAGCGCAACAGUCAGCAGCAGCAUCAACAGAAUCAACUUACUCAGCAGCAUCACCAAAUAUUCAGCAGUGCUGUAACACCAACUUGUCACACUGCGCCCUCGAUCUCGAAUACUGUAGCCGGCGGCUAUGGGCAACCACAUGCAGCAGCGAUUAAUACGUCGAGUUCGUUUGCGUCAGCAAAUGUGGCUGGUUGCCCAAAAGGUCAAGCGAAAAAAGCCGCCGCAACAGUUCUACCGACGUCGACGUCGUUGAGUCAUCAGCAUCAGCAACAGCAACAGUUCCAACACUAUCAUAGCAAUAGUCCGCUGAUAGCUGACAGUCCAAUACCGAGUCCUAGCAAUACAAUUACCGCCGCCGCAAUUAAACCGUCAACACCACAACCAAUGCAAAUGUUGCAGCAACAAUUCACGAUUACAGGCAGUGCGCCGCACCAAGGGAAUCAACCGCAGCACACGCAGCAGGUCUUUCAAAUCAUCCAGGGGCCACAGGGACAAAUUGUUGCGGCGCCGGCUGGGCAGCAGCAUUCUUUGCAGCAACGAUUGAUAGGCAGCACCGCAACAGUUCAAGCACAUCUGGCGCCAACGUCGUACAGUAGUUUUAACAGUACAACAACGAAUACGGUAACAAAAUCAACUAAACCGCCGCAACAAAUACUGCCAAAGCCACAGCAACAGUCUUGUAACGAUGCCAGUCAACAGCAACAAUCGCAGCAACACCAACAGCAAAAGGGUAAGGUCGUUGGUGGCAAUGCGACGACCGCCACUUUGCACAGCAAUCCCAACAACAUGGCUCAAAUGCCACAGAUCUCGCAGUCACCGCAACCGCAACAGGCACAGAUCAGUGUUUCGGCUUCGCCCACCUCAGGUGGCGGCGCACAGCAACAGCAAAUUCUUCUGCCAACAGGUGCCACAGCCAGCCUUACACAACAACCAUUGUUGCUCAAUCAAAUGCCAGUGCUGGUACAGCAAAAUACACCGCAAGGUGUACAGCUUAUACUACGACCGCCAACACCGCAGCUGACGGCCACACCUUCCCUGGUUAUUCAAAAUGCGCGACCGCAAGCGCAGCUGCAACAGCAACAACCACAGCAGUUGCUGCGUAUUCUGGGUACAAAUGGUGCAACGAUGCAAUUGGCCGCCGCCACUCCCACCUUCAUAGUGUCCUCACAGGCCAACCUCAUACAACAGACUGCAAAUCAUAUACAAACGAUUAAAACGAAUGCCCAAAAUCAGGCCAUAACUCAGCUGACUGGCUUACAUGCAGCACUUUCGGCAACAAAUCCCCAACGAUCUCACCAGCCGUUCACCACAACGGCGACCAUCAACACCAGCCACUUGCUAGGUCCAAGUAUGGCCGCACAAUUACAGAAUCUACAAUUGGCAGCCGCAGCAGCAAACGGUGGUAGCAUUACACAAAUUCAAAUGCCUAAUGGAUCAUCGCCUGCCACCACAACAAUAUUGUCACAGUUACCGGCGCAGUUCCAGCAAAGUUUGAACAAUGCUGCAGCCGGAGGCGGUUCACUCAUCAACUUAAAUCAGUUGAGCGGUGCGAAUAUUCAACAAUUGGCGGCGGCGGCAGCGGCUGCGGGCGCGACUUUCCAAACUCCACCACCACCGUCCACAAGUUCCAAUGCCGGUAUGGAUAUGUAUAAUGCGCAACACACAACACUGCCCAGCUUGACACACACGUCACAGGCAUCGGAGCCAAUGCGUCAGCCUACACCUACAUUGUUACAGAGUGCCAGCGGGACCACUGUAACUAUGAAUCAACAACUAACAAAUGGGCACCAAGCAACGCCCUUAAUGAGCGCUAGCAUUGCUAACAAUGGGCCUCCAAAUUCCACAAUGCAAAUUCAACAGCAGCAGCAGCAACAACAACAACAACAGCAACAACAACAGCAGGUCUUACAGCCGCAAAAUGAACCAAAAAAGAAGGCAAAGCCGCGGAAGAAAAAACAGCCCACUGCCAGCGCUACAGCAGCAGCCGCGCCUGCAGUGCAGUCACCUGCAAUAACGACAACAGCGCCUUCACCUUCGCCUACGUCGCAAGCCAAAAAUGUCGCAAAUGCUGUAUCGUCAACAGGUUCUAAUUCAGUAAACAACAAAUUCAAUACACCCGCCGGUAUAUGCAAUAGCACGAAUGUUAUCCCACAGCUCCAAUUCUCACAAUCCUCGCCGCAAAAUGUGAAAUUGACUUUCACCACUAACCAUGGCAAUAGCGGACAGGGCCAAGCGAAUUCAUCUCAACAACAGCAGGAUCAAGCGCGACCAAAACUUGAUCUCGGCAACGUUAUGAAGCUUUGUGGUAUCAUGGAGGAUGAUGACGACGAUGAAGAUUACAUGGAUGCAAUGUCCACGCAUGAUGAAAGCGCGUCUACCACAGCUUCUGCAGCACCACAGCCGCCGCCACAGCCCUUGCAGUCAGCGCCAACGCCAUCAAUUACUUCUACAACUGCUCCGGCACCACCAAACGCUAACGAUAUAAUGAUCUCGAUACCCAGUCAAAAUGGCGCCGAUUCAUUGCCUUUCACCGUAACAAUACCUGCGGCGGCAGCGUUGAACACUGCGGCAACGUCCAGCAACGGCGCCAACGAUACGACUGAGCCUCACAAUAUCUAUAUCAAAAUUGACCAAACUGACGCCGCCUCCGCACCGUACACGAUCUCGAUACCGCGCUUGCCAACUGCUGAGGAAAUACAACAGCAAGCGCAACAGCAUCUAGCGCAGCAAGCUGCAGCAGCAGCGGCGGCAGCUGCCGCUGCGCAACAACAACAAUCCAACAAUAAGACUGUAUCGUCAACAAUGAGCUUCAGUAUGUCAGCCGGGAAUAAUUCGCAACUACACACUGUUCAACAACCACAAUUGCAGCCUCCGCUCUUUAAUAUAGCGACUAGUGGCGCCUCGCUGCAAAUAUCCACUUCCAGUAGUAAUCCCACAAUAUCCAUUCCCACACCUGCAAUCACAACAACGACAACCACAACCACAACAGCAGCAGUGAAACCACGACGUAAACCAGCAGUGCGUCGCAAUGGCAAAAAGCAGGAUAACGUAACUACUUCAAGUUCGCCUGCCAGUACAACAAGCAGCGCAGCACCAACCUCAAUUACUACAACUACAACUACCACCAACAGCGUUUCGGUGAUGCCCUCUUUAACAGCCACAAUUACACCAGCCACGCCAACGCCAACCGCCGGUACAGCGGGUAGGACUUCGGCAACACCACCGGCUCAAAAUCAGCUGCAGAGCGCUUCAGCCGCAAGUCACAUUACGGCGGCGACACUGCCGUCAGCAUCAACUGCACCUACAUUGACUACGACGAUGUCAGGUGCACCGCAGGUUCCUAGCCAAAUUGGUAAUAUACAAAUAUCGCAGGUUGAUGGCACGAAAAUGUUACCAAAUCACAAUGGAGGUGGUGCAGUAGAGAAUAAAAUACAGAUUAUGCCAAUUUUGGACAGCACAGCUACUGCGGUUGGAGGAGGCCCACUAAUUAAGAUGCCUACGCAACCGUCGACUUCGCACUAUCAAUCGCAGGCGACUCAGCAACCACAACAGCACCUUCCACCGCAACAACAGCAAUCGCAACAGCAAGUUUUAUUCCAACAACCACACACUCAGGCAAAUGUACAAACACAUGAACCUCCCGCCACCACUAGUAAACUAGCCGCUGACGGUCGACAAGUGCAACUAGUGGCCAUACCGCAAACAUCGGGACCCACUGCGGUGGUGGCUUCCACUAAUCAAACACCAACAGUACAACAACAACCCACCAAUGUAAUGGCUUCAAACAAUAACAGUGCCAAUAAUAUUAAUAAUAGUAAUAAUAAUAAUAUAUCGACGCCAGCAACUGCCACCAUACUACCACCACAUAUCACCGGUAUGCCCAGCAAUGUAUCGAUAUCGGUGGGUUCACCCGCAUCAGCAACUGCACUUAUUCAGCAACUCACCGGCAGUUUGACAUUGGCGGUAUCAGAGCACUGCGAACGUCUUAUAUUGCGGCACAAUCCAAAUCAACCACAGGAUCAGCAAUCGCAGCUAAUACUCCAAGCACUACUUAAAGGCGCAUUGCCAAAUGUGACAAUAAUCAAUGAGCCAACUAAACUGGAUAACAGUAAUAAUGGCGGCGGUGGCAGUAGUGGUGGUAACCAGCAGAAUAACCGCACGAAUGCGGGUGGAAUAAAUGCAAUAGCACCGACAUCGGUGAACAGUGCUUCGCAGCCACAACAAACUAAACCAGCGGUUGCGUCCAACACCGGGGCCAUAAGUAAAGUCACUCUGCCAACGCAUGUUUCUGCGCCUAUAGGAACGAAAACGCCCACACUACAAUUGCAGUUCAAUGCUUCGCAAACACCGAUUUCCGGAGGUGCGUCUGCAGGAACAGUGGGAUCAACUCUUCAAUUACAAAUGCCGCAACAGUCGCCGCAACAAAGAGCGCUGGCACAACAGCAAGGCAUGAUUCAUUCUGCGCAGCAGUUGUUGCAACAGCAGCAGCAACAUCAACAGCAGCAGCAACAGCAACAACAACAGCAACAACAACAACAGCAGCAGCAACAACAACAACAGCAGCAGCAACAACAACAGCAGCAGCAGCAACAACAACAGCAGCAGCAGCAACAUCAACAGCAGCAACAACAACAACAACAACAACAACAACAACAACAACAACAACAACAGUCAAUGCUACCACAGCUGUCGCAAAUGAAUACGUUACUUGGUGCUGCAUCAUUAGCCGCUCAAGGCCAACAACGUUAUGUAUCGUUACCUAAAAUAAAUGCGGCAACACAGCAGAUAUUUUCUCUAAACAGCGAAACGAAUCAAAUCACUCCCAUUAGUCCGACGCAGACUGCUGCAUCAAUUGGCCCCACCGAACGUCUGCUGAUCGCGCCAGCCGGCAUCAAUGCUCAGCAAUUAGCACAGUGCCUGCAGCUGGGUCAAAUACAUUUCAACGAUGUGAAUCCGUUGCCACCCAGCACUCAGCCGCAACCCACGAUGAUGGCCAUGAAUCCGACACUGGCCAUUAAUCAGCAAGCAAUGCAACAACAACAGCAACGCUUACAGCCGCCGCAGCAGCAAAUAGUACACCCGCAACCCAUCCAACCCCUAAGUAGUAUAGCAAGCAGCGUCAACACUAAUAGCACUAAUGCAACUACAAAUACGGUUACUAAGCAAGUGGCCAACGUGGCGCCCAUUAUUGAUCAGAGUAAAGCCAAGUUGGAGCCGACAAAAGUUGUAGCGCCAACAGGUGCCGUCGCAAAGAAGAAGCCAGUACGUAAGCCGAAGGCUACCACUACAGCUGCCGAUGUAGCCAGUGGCACUGCAGGCAUAAAAAAUGCGAGCGUCGUUAAGCCAAUGCCAAAAUUGGAUCCGCUGUCGCAGAAGCCGAACAAUAACCCCGUACAGAUCGUGCAGCCGAAUGUAGCCAGUGGCAAGCAAGUAGUCGCCGCAGGUGCUCCCGGUAAUUUAACGACAGCAGGCAACAACAGCAUACAACCCUUUCAGUCAAUGCAACAAACGACGAAAUUGAUUGGCGUAACGGCGCCCAUGCAACAGCUGGUCGCCUCUGGAGCGAGCUCACAGCAACAGCAGCAGCAGCAGCAACAACAACAGCAACAACCAACAAGCAGUGCACCAAUGAUGCUGCAGUCUCCAAAUGUUCGCGGCUUUGUUAGCAGUGCAAGCAUUACUGUUGGCUCAACUACAGCAACCAGCACCAGCGGCAUGGGUACCAGCAGUAGCGCGGUUACAAGUAGUAGCGCGGUUACAAGCAGCAGCAUGAUGAUGACGUCAUCGUCGACGACUCUGACGCCUAGUUUUAGCAAUAACGCACCGCCGUCUCUUUCGGCUCUGAACUCGUCUAGCAAUGCAAGCGCAACACCACAGCAACCGCAGCAGCAGCAGGCAGCACAGCAGACUCAGCAACAACACACAGUGUCGCGUGUACAAACAAUUCAGCUGACGGCGCAACAGCAGCAGAUGUUUAAGCAAGUGCAAAUGCAAAUCCAAUUUCUGACUAUUAAGUUGCAGCAUAAAUCGUUGCUGAACUCACUGCCAUUGCCGCCCGAUUUUGACCCAGCCAUCAUAGCUGCAUAUGCCAAACCUAUGAGCGAUCCUGAGAUAAAUGUGGCACUGCAACGUCUGUAUACAGAGCAGCAGCGCAUAUUGGCCGCUGGCAAGGAAAUGCCUACGCCCGAAGCCUAUCUUCAAAUGCCUUCGAUGGGCAAUGGCGCAGGCAUUACACUAAUGACGCAGCCGACACUGAUGCAACAACAGCAUGUAGGAGUAAGUAAAGCAAAUACAACGGGCAUACCGGCGAAUGUCGUACAACCUAAUAACCACUCAUCUACCGUGACCAAUGCGAUGGGCAGUGCUACAGCUGGUCAGCAGCUGCAGUCGCAGACACAGCCGCAGGCGCAGGCCGGAGUAACGCAUCGAAUUCACAUAUAUCCGAUGCAACAUCACCAAACAGUGCAGCAAAAUAAACAACAACAACAACAACAACAACAGUCCAAGUCGCAGCAAACACCAACAACUUCGCGUGGCAAAGACAACGCUAACACCGGUGGAAGGGGAUGCAAAACGCCAACACCCAACUUGCAGCAAAUAGCGCAGAAUUGCAACAGCAAUAGCACGUUGGUGCCCUUGAGCACACAGAAGCAGCAGCCAACACUGGUGCCAACAACAAAAGCGCCUGCUUUACACUAUCAGCAGCAACAAACGCAGCAACAGCAAUUCAUGCUACAAAAGCCAGUUCUAGUGAGCAACAUCAACAGCAGUAGUGCAAGUCUCAUGAACGGACCUCCGCCCCUAGUUUUCUCUAAUCCGUUGAUUGCUGCCGCAGCCGCAACAACAAGCAGCGCUACGCUUUUCACAUCUGGCCAAAAUGGUUUCUUGCAUGCCUUCUCGCAAGCGCCCGCCAGCAGCCUAUCCACAAUAACGACCACCGCAGCACCAGCCAACACAGUUACAAGCUCAAGCAGCGCUAUCAAUACCACGACAACUGCAACCGUAACUUCAACUGCAGCAACAGCAACAUCAACAUCAGCAUCAACGUCUAAUUCUAAUAGUGCUGUCUGCACGAGCAUAUCUGCUGACACAACCGCCAGCACAACGAUUACCACAACAACAACUGCGGUAGGUGCUGCCGUAACGGCAACCGAAAGUACGCCACCAUUGGAUACUCAAGCGCCACUUCAACUGCCGAGAAGUAAUGCAUCGUACGUGUCUGGCAGCAGCAACACCACCACCAGCACCACCACUACCCCCACAAUGUCCGCCACUACACUGGGCAUGCAUAUGAUCAAAUCAGAAGAGAACAUGGCGCCACAACCGAAACUCGCACGUCUUUCUUUAUUUUUACGUCAAUUGGAGUUGGAUCAGCAGGCGUGCUUAAAACCUGACUACCUCAAUCCCUUUCAGGACAAAGAGGAGGCCGUAAAACGGUUAAUAAGGUAUCAUUGCAUGUAUGAGAGUGUUGAGGAUCUAACAUUUGAGGAUGAAGAGCGUUUCGAGCAGACGGCGAUGCAAUAUCAGGAAAAAUAUCACAAAAUUUCAACCAAAUACCAAAAGAUCUUGCUGCAGGAGUCAACGUUAGCUCAUCGUACAUCCGAAACUUGUCAAAUACAACAAUUAAUGAUUGAUGAUCUGAGGACGGAAAUGGAGCAUUUACGAAAUUCGGAGCGUGAGCAAGCAUUGUAUGAGCAGCAAUUGCACCAACAACAACAACAAAAAGAUCUGCCGGAGCGCGAGCAAUUCGAACAAAAUGUUGAUCAAUUGCCGUCAGUCGAAAUGCAGGAAGUAAAGCAGGAACUCAAAGCUGUAAAAGACGAACUGCAGAUAGGCGGUGCUAAGAUAAGCGUAAACAUUGACACUGCACUUAAAACACUUGAAAUUAAAACUGAGCCUGGUGACAAUAGCAGUAGCAACGCCCAUUCAGGUUGCAAGGAAAACAAAGAAGCAGCUCCAUCAUCGCCAGCUGUAGAUAAAUUUGACUUUUUAAAGCAAAGUAUAGCUAAUAACUCACCAACUAAUGACGGCAACAAGCAACAGCAUAUGCUGCAGAAUCAGAAUUUGGAGCAGCAGGAGCAUAAACAAAACGAAUUACUACCGAAAAAGGAAGAGAAACCCAGUUGGCAUAGUGCAGUGACAGCGACACCCGCAUCGUUUGAAAAUUCGAAUUCUGAUUCAGUCGAGUCAAAUGUGGGCAAUGGCAAAUUACCGGCAUCCAAUUUCUAUCCGUCCAGUAAAAAGCAGCUGAAUGGCACUAUUAAGCGAGAUACGGCGCCCCUAACUGCUCCGUGUACUUAUAUCAAGAAGGAGUUUGAAAAUUUCGAUAUUGAAUCAGAAAUAACACCGAGUUUUAUUAUGAAAAAAGUAGAACAUAAAGAUGUGCUGUCGUCACCACCACCAACGCAGCUGAAUACCGCCAAAAUGCACUACAAGCAAGCCAGGGAAAAGACCGAGCGCAAUAAUGCGCAUGAUCAGCAGCAACAACAGCAACAGCCAAGGGUAGCGACAAGUGCGCCAGCGGGUAAUAGUUUUGCUGCACAAUAUUUGCAACACAAUUCGAAGCAACAACAGUUACAGCAGCAACAGCAACAUCAACAGCAGCAGUUUAAGCAGCAGCAACAGCAAUUGAAGCAUCACCAGCAGCAGCAGCAGCAGCAGCAACAACAACAACAACAACAACAAGAAGACGAUUGGCUAUGCUUGCAGAAAGAGUUAAAUCUUAUCAACACCGAAAAUAAAAUGCCAUUGCAGCAUUUGAAUAAUCUGCAGCAACAGCAGCAGCAGUCACAGCCUAUGAAGUCGCUCAAUCUCUUUGAGCGCUCGCCCAGCAAUGAUAGCGGCAGCAGCAUGGGCACAGUUAGCAGCGGACAAUCUGGUCACUUAAUAGAUCUCUUUCCAAAUGGUUGUAUAAACAAGAACACCCAAUUGAGCCCCAGUAGUAGUGACUCCACCCAACACCAUGAACAGCAGCAACAGCAACAAAACUGUGAUCAAGGCGUGCAGCCUACCAGUGACCACCACCAAAACCACCAACAAGAGCAAGAUUCACAUAACCAUAUGCAGUCAACACUCAACGAAUUCUUCGACUCCGGUGACGACAUGGCAGAUGUACAUAAGUCGGUAGAGACGCGCCUGGAGGCCAUGUUCGGCGAGUCUCCUGUUCAUUUGAGCAAAAGUGGCGGAAGCGAUUCGCAAGACAUUGAAGCUGGACUAGAUGAGAUUUUCGGCGAUGACAAAUCAAACGAUAGCAACACCGACUCUAAUUCGAAGCAGCAGCAACAACGUCUGUGGGAUAGUGAGCUUUCUGCAGCGAAUAAUUUUAUGCGAGUCACAAACACCCAAGAGGGUGGGCUAUUUGGAAAUGAGCAGCAGCAAAUGCAACUCAAUCAGCAACACUUGCAACAAAGCUUGCAAUUAAAUAUCACUAACAGUUCAACACGUUGGAUGCAAAACAUCGAUGCUCCAUUUGGCGAAUUCAUAGCCAACUCCACCAAUGACUGCUCUGAGUCACGUAAAAGGCGUUGGAAUGCUGAAUUAAUGUCGCCCGAUGCGGACGAUACUCUCGAUGGUGCAAAGAAAAUGUGCCCAAUGUCUGGUUCCUCGAGCUCAUCAUCGCCUAUAUCAGCACAGCAGCAGCAGCAGCAACACCAGCAAACCCAACAACAUCACGAAAGUAUUAUGGAGGCUGAUCUACUGUCGCUACAUGAUGGCAUACGUGUGGAGCCUGCUGCAGCACAAAUGUUGCAAAUGUCUGCUCAGCAGCAAGCUGUCUUCUGCCAAACACAGCAGCAGUUCAGUAAUUUAUUGGAUGGUGUAGAUCACCAUCAACAACAUUUUACUAGCGCACAACACCAACAGCAGCAGCAAUCUCACCUUCAGCAUAGCCAUCACCAUCUUAACCAUCAACUUCACACACACUUACAAACGCAUAUGCAAAGCAAUCAUAUCGGCGGAGGCGACUUUGAUGAUGACAUAAGUCGGCAUGUGCAGAAUGCCAUUGACAGCAUUUUGAAUUUGCAAAACAGUGAAUCAGCAGACUCGCUCAACUUCUCGUUAGAUCAUUCGAUGGGCUCGUUGCUCGGCGACAGCAUACUUGACGAUAGACAACAACAACAAACGACGGUAAAUUGCCAAGAUGGCGUUAAACGAAGACACCAUCACCUUGUCGACGAAUUGGGCGAUUGUCUGAUCAGCGGUGGCGGCAGUGGAGCAGCAGCAGGAGACAACGCAAGCACCAUACUUUUGGAUAGCACUCAAAAUCACCAUGCACAACAACAACAGCAAGCACUGCUAAAUCAAAACCAUCACCAGGGAAUGCAGCAAAACAAUCAUCAACAACAAACGCAACACUUGCAUCAGCAGCAACAAUCGAUGUUAAGUAACGAUUUCGGCUGCGUUGCAGCUGGUCUCGUCGACGAAGCGGUCAAAUCGAUAAUGACAUCCUGACAACUUACUGCAGCGGAUCAGCAGCAGAAUCAACAACAACUGCAAGCGCUCGGAUCGAGACAACGCGCUGUAGCUAGAUCCACAACAACGGCAGCAGCAGCAAUAACGGCGAUUACAGCUGGUGGCAAUAGUAUUGGCAACAAUCGUAACAACAUUGUAAAUACAGGAGUGAUACUAGAGUUUAAUACAAGUGCUUUAUGAGCUGUGCGUCGUAAAAGAAGCGCUUAGUAGGGCGUAUGUGUCUUGUAAAAGAGAAGUGGAGAGUGCAGAGUAAGGCGCAUCGUUAAAAUAGCACAUUUGGAACCACAUGCAGCUAUAAAAAACGAGCAUUAUUCUACAUUUCUUAUUAUGCCGUAUUUCCACUGGGCAUUAAUUGAUGAAAAUAUUUAAUGAUAAGUUUUGGCAUUACAAACAAAUCGGUAUACUUACGUUCUGUCGACCGCUGUGGUGUAGUGGUAAGCAGUGCGUGCUUUCACUCCGCUGCGCCUCGGUUUAAACCCUGGUCAAAGCAACAUCGAAGAAAAAAGGUUUUUUCUUACAGCGGCCGUCCCUCAGCAGGCCAUGGUAAACUUCCGAGUGUAUUUCUGCCGUGAAAAACAGCUCUCAUAAAAAUACAAUCGCCGUUCGGAGUCGGUGUAAAA
Rhagoletis pomonella (apple maggot) is the source of this 13057-nucleotide messenger RNA. It is a transcript of the gene Bicra, whose product is annotated as mucin-5AC. The record is from RefSeq and is a predicted model, not a curated record. Gene Ontology annotation, biological process: positive regulation of DNA-templated transcription. Bases 1536 to 12416 code for a protein of 3626 amino acids. Lineage: Eukaryota; Metazoa; Arthropoda; Insecta; Diptera; Tephritidae. Gene Ontology annotation, cellular component: SWI/SNF complex. The transcript has 9 exons.